GCUGUUGGUGUGAGGGCGCAGGGACAUUCUGAGAGGGAAAAGGAGCCAUUGCUGUGCUGCUGCUCCAUGCAGGCAGGCCACGAUGCCUUCCCGUUACCUGAGCUUCCGCUGCAGCGUGCCCUGGCUCCUCCUCCUGCUGCAGGCUCUGUUCCUCAGCCGUGCUUUCUUUGCCUUCCCAAGUGCUGAUGACAUCAACUUCUCAUCCAGCGUCUACCCAGUAUUUCAAGAUGUCAACCACAUGGUGAUUUUUGGAUUUGGCUUCUUCCUGAUGGUUCUGAGAAGAUAUGGCUAUAGCAGCACUGGAUUCAACUUCUUGCUCAUUGUUCUUGGUGUCCAGUUCUCCGUGCUGGUAGAAGAUUUAUUACUUCUCCUUAGGAUCCAGUACAGUGCAUUUGGUGUGGAAAGUCUAGCAAGGGCUGUGAUGAGCAUGACUGCUGUGGUCAUCUCUGCUGGGGCUGUGCUGGGGAAGGCCAAUCCUGUGCAGUUAAUUGUGAUGAGCCUGGUGGAAUUAAUCCUUUUCCAUGUGAGCAGAUGCAUCAACAGCAAAUACCUGAAGGUCCCAGAGAACCUCACCCUGAUGCACGUGCACCUCUUUGGAGCCUACUUUGGUCUGGCAGUGACCUCCCGCUUCCCUGAGCCCCCCCCGGGGCUGGACAAGAACAGGAGCAGCCCCAAGUCAGAGCUGUUCUCAGUGCUGGGCACUGUGUUUGUCUGGAUGUUCUGGCCAAGCUUCAAUUCCAUCCUGGCUGAGCUCCAGUUCCAAGCAAUGCUCAGCACGUACUUGGCCCUCGCAGUGAGUGCUGUGGCUGCCUUCAUGUUGUCUGCUCUGACCUCCAAGGAUGGCAAAUUCAGAAUGGCUCACAUCCACAGUGCAGUCCUGGCUGGAGGGGUCACCAUGAGUUUCACAGCAAUCAUCAUCAAGCACCCUUGGAUUGCCAUGAUUUUGGGGCUGCUUGGCAGUGUCAUCUCCAUCCUGGGAUCUCACUGUCUGCAGAGGUGCUUUAAUCCUCCUUUGAAGCUUCAGGAUACUUCUGGAGUUCAUUUCACUUUUGGUUUGCCUGCUGUGCUUGGAGCUGUGGCCGCCGUUGUUCUCCGUGUGGUAGAAAAAGGGAUUAUUGAACAAUGGAGUGAUUUACCCAGUCUGGGUUAUUUGAUCUUUCUUGAAGUUGGUGCCUUCUGCCAGACCAUCAGCACUGCCUUUAUAACAGGUUUGAUUACAGGUUUAAUCUUAAACAUCAAACUGCUUAAAGCUGUGCAUGUCUCCAAGUACUUUGAUGAUCAGUUUUAUUGGGAGUUUCCUCACUUGUCUGUUGGAUUCUGAGUGGAGGAUCCCAGCUGACACACAGGAACCAGAUAAGAUUUUCCUCUUUAUCACCAGAAAAACUGAACAGCUCUGGUGGGUUCAGACAGCACUGAAACACCAAUUCCCAGGCCCA
Sturnus vulgaris (Common starling) is the source of this 1436-nucleotide messenger RNA. It is a transcript of the gene RHCE, whose product is annotated as Rh blood group CcEe antigens. The record is from RefSeq and is a predicted model, not a curated record. NCBI's taxonomy places the organism in Eukaryota, Metazoa, Chordata, Aves, Passeriformes, Sturnidae. Gene Ontology annotation, molecular function: ammonium channel activity. Gene Ontology annotation, cellular component: plasma membrane. Gene Ontology annotation, biological process: ammonium transmembrane transport; ammonium homeostasis.